Molecule: messenger RNA, 369 nt
Organism: Colletotrichum acutatum
Lineage: Eukaryota; Fungi; Ascomycota; Sordariomycetes; Glomerellales; Glomerellaceae
Exons: 1
Molecular function (GO): acyltransferase activity
Source: RefSeq, a predicted model, not a curated record
AUGGCUGGCCACGGCAACAUGCUCACUCACUUCCGAGGAGCUGCCAUUCUGGCGCCUUGGGUUCUUUGGUUGCUUGUGGCAGAUACCGCCAUCUCACUGCAGCUCCCGCUGAAAUGGCUCGCUCCGGAAUUCGUGUACAACUCCUCGUCACGGAUCGCCGAGACAGUUUGGUACUGGAUCCAGAUCAUCUUUGAAAGAUAUAAUGGCGCCAACAUUACAUUUUCCGGCGAUGCCCUUCCCCGCGGGGAGUCGGCUGUAGUAGUCGCCAACCACGUCGGAUGGGCGGACUUUUACAUGAUCCAAGCUCUCGCGAUUAAAGCCGGCAUGCUGGGUCGUUGCCGUUACUUUGCCAAGAUCCAGCUGCGGAUA